AUGAAAACCCCUGAGGAAGAAGUAGACCGAACAUACAUCUCCCUCUUCUGCGAAACUGUACAAGAUUUCCACCACCAUCUCGCCGGGAAACAUGACACCGACCAACUUCCUCGCUCACGCCAACCACCAAAUGCCUACUGGUCGAAAGCGGAGAAAGACCUCUUCUUCCGUGCUUUGUCCAUCCACUCUCGCCUUCGGCCCGACCUAAUCGCCCAAGAGGUCAAGACCAAGUCGGUCCCAGACGUCUACACAUACAUUCUUCAGCUCCAGCAGGCGGUUCAAGAUGUUGGGAACGGCGUACUCAAAGCCCCGCCCGCGCUCGAACGAGACGACUUUCCUGCCGCCAUCGAAUCCUCGGCGGAUUUUCUCGCCUUCGAGGAGCAGGCCGCACAGUCUAUGAUCGCCCUCGCUCCGGUCAUGGGUGCAGAGGACCUCAACAAGGAACGCGACGACCAUUCCCGGGCUUUCAGAGCCUCUCUUGUUCCCCUCGAUCACGAACAUAGCUCGCAUCGAGAUCGGGAGGGCGAACGGAGAAGACGAGAACAGCUCGACUUGUGGGUGCGGGAGCGGAGGGCUCGCUGGGAGGUCGAAGACAUGCUGUGCUCUUUGGAUAAGGACGGUCUUGCGGCCCUUGACCGGCUGCUACGAGAGGAUGAAGAAGAGGAGUGGACCGGGGGCGAGAAGGGCGGAGGGAAAGUAGAGUCGGAACCGCCGGAGAAUAUGAUGCUGGUCGACGAACACGACCCCCUUUUCGCCGGAUCAUUCUCAGACCCGCUGCAAGGAAACGGCGCUGUAGAGGUGAAGCAGAUGACCGAGGACAGUCUCAUCGACCCACUCCUUCUGGCCGUGUCAGGCAUUACUCCCAAGGCCGCAUCACCUCAAGUGCAGACAAACGCGUCCCAACCCCACACUCCCUCCCUCCCCGAACCACCAUUGCUCCCACCACUCGCGCUCAACACCUCAUCCACUCUCUUCCAUGAAAAUUCGGUUGCCAACACUGGUGCUGAGGAUCAAGACGUCUCUCAGAUGUCGCCUACUUCUCGACGCCGCUAUCGGAAGCGUCUGCACAUGCGUCGCAAACGCGCCAAAGCCGCCGGGGUGGAUGCAGACGAGGACGUUUCGCGUAUGAAACCAGGCAGGAAAGCCAAGCGGCGCCCGUCCCAGGCUCGAGCCUCUACUUCGAGAUCACGCGCAACAUCACUGGCACCGGACGACACCGACGACGAAGACGACGACGCCGCGGAGGACACUCGGCAUCCACACAUAUCUGGUGCUACACGAACCUACAAGCGGCAAAUGCAGUUCCUUUCUAUGGGCAUUACGCCGGACCGGCUUCGCCAGGAAGGACUUGGCUUGUUUCAUUUCGGGGGCUUCAUGAGGCUAAUGCGCACGUACAACAGGCUGCACGACGUGCCAAAACAAGUCGUUUCGCAGAUCUCUGCAGAGACCUUGUCAUUGCUCUACAGUCUGGUCGUCACCUUCGUCGCCCAAGUGAUGUCUCGCACCAUCACGUGGCGUGAGCAGGAGAGGCUUGCUAAAAUGCAGACUAAAGUGUGGCGUCAGAAGGACAACCAGGCACGUGACAUCUACGGCACCCAUGUGAAGCACGCUUUGACGCUCUACGGGGCUGAGUUUCUCGACAAGGACGCCCAUUUCGCGGGGCUUCUCGCCAGCUUCGACUCCCCCAGUGACGAAGACGACGCGCAAUUUCCGGUUUCCGACCACGGUUCUUGCUCGCGUAGCGUGGACGAUAAUGACCCGGAGACGGGCACCGUAGACGAGGGCUCGACCGCCUCGAGUUCUCUAUCGCUUCUCCGGACCAUCUUCCCCCCGAUAUACCACCUUCCUUCAUCCAUCCACCCUUCUGAUCCUAAAUCAACGGCCGCCGACGGUGUCGUACCCGCGACCUUUAUGCCCUGGCUCGCCGCCCCUGCAGUUGGGGAGCCUCCGCACGAGGACGACUUGCUUUCCGUAGACUUCCCACAGCAAGACAUGGAGGCGGAGCUCGAUGAGGAAGAUGAGCUCGACGCCGCGGACUGUCACGCAGACAAGGUUGCGCACCACGCGUUUGACGUCCGCCGCAAGAGGCACAGUAUGGCGGAGCGUGCGGACAGGGAUGGGAACGGAAAAGAGGACGAAGGACUUGGUCCCACGGCGGUACGGCGGCCUCGGAAGCGGAGGCGCACACGGGCGACGUCGCAGGUGAGGGGUCAGGAUAAGGACGUGGGCGACGGUGGCGGUGGGAGCGCGACGGGGGCCGACGCAGAUGGGGAUCCAGACCCAGCUAGUGAGGAGGCUGUGAAGGUGAAGGUCCGGCGUCCGCCUCCCCGGAAAGGGCUCCAGCGGUCCAAGAGGAAGGUGAAGAGCAAGGAGGUCAUUGAGGACAGCGACGCAGAAGCGGCAAGCGAGAGCGAGCCCGAUCGAAAAGUAUGA
Epithele typhae is the source of this 2433-nucleotide messenger RNA. RefSeq lists its product as uncharacterized. Gene Ontology annotation, biological process: nucleolar large rRNA transcription by RNA polymerase I; transcription initiation at RNA polymerase I promoter. Gene Ontology annotation, molecular function: RNA polymerase I general transcription initiation factor activity; rDNA binding. The coding region runs from base 1 to 2433 and encodes 810 amino acids. Lineage: Eukaryota; Fungi; Basidiomycota; Agaricomycetes; Polyporales; Epitheliaceae. The record is from RefSeq and is a predicted model, not a curated record. Gene Ontology annotation, cellular component: RNA polymerase I upstream activating factor complex. The transcript is spliced from 3 exons.